AUGCCUGUAACUUUAGACCUUCGGCGUCAAAAUCCUCAAAAUCUCUUCAAAGAUAAUGAUGACAAUAAUCAACUUCCUCUUUCUGAUCAAAUACAAUUAUUAAAUAAUAAUAUAAAUAAUUUAUCAAGAAUUCAUCAAAAUCCACAAUUGUCACAAUCUUCUCAAUUAUCAUCAUUAUCAACAAAUAGCAAUAUCAACAACACUUCAGAUAAUAAUAACGCUUCUUUAAAUAUUUCUCCUUCUCCAUCUUCCUCCACUAUCUCAACAUUAUUACCUCAGCAACUACCACCCCCUCCACAUUCUACUACAUCAUCGUCACCAGAUGAUUUUAAUACUUUUGAUAUUGGUGAUUUAUUUGCCACUUCGGACGAUAAUCAAAAUAUAAAAUCCUUUCUUUUGGAUCAAUUAUUAUCGAAUACUCCUGUUGACACUUUUACGAACAAAAAAGCAAACAACAACAAUAAGAGCAACGUUGGUAAAAAUAACAAUAUUACUGGUAGUGAUUUGGAUUUUUCUGACUUUUUAUCAAGUGAUGUAUAUUCAGAUGAUCGUAAUUCUUCAUCAACACCAUGGUUUUUAAACAACAACAAAAACAAUGAUGGUUCUAGUGAUAGUCUAGAUGCAUUUAAUAUUCAUAUGCCUAAUAUUAGUAAUAAUACUAAUGAUGUUACUGCUACUACUGAUGCCACGUCCUUGAUUUAUUUAAAUACUUCGUCUUCAUCAACUUUAAAUUCUCUUUGUUCUAUGAAAAAACCAGAAGAUUAUUCGGAAUUGUGGGAUCGGCUAUAUGCCCUUCUUAAACAAGAAUGUCAAGCAAUUCAAAAAAUUAUUGACGUGACAGAAUACAAAUCACUUCAAUUUACAAAAACUAUAAGUCAAUUUUCUUCUUAUGAUGUCACAAAUGAUCCACGAAUAAUUGUACCCGAUCAUGCUUCCGAAUUCAAAUAUGUUCUUAAUGUGACAAAUGACGGAAAUGACGGUUUUAGAUCAAUAUCAAUUUUGUUGAAUGUUUUAGAUUGGGAAAAAGUGGGAAGUAAAGAUGCUUAUCACGAGGAAUUGAGAGUGAGGACUGUGUUGGAAAUGGUGAAUAGAACUGAUAAGAAUAGGAAAAGUUUUGAAAAACAUACCGAAGAAAUAUCUGCAAAUGGUGGGAAAAUAACUACUACUUCGGUAUAUCCUGGUUAUUUCCAGAAAGACACGAUUGAUAUGGCUGUUCAUUUUGGAUUUGCUACUAAUGCACCACAAUAUGCGGCUAUAGUGUGGCAAAUUGAAUCAUUGAAUACUUGUAUUAAUGGUUCUUUGGUAGGCGUUCCUCAAUUGAUCAUAUUGUCCAAUCUGCUAAAGGCAAUAAUAACUAUAAUUUAUCCUGAUAUAGAAAAUAGAUAUUUUCGUACUCGUAUAACUUGUAAAGGAAAUUCCAAACGGGUCUUUCAUUUGUUGUUUUAUAAUCCUGAUUUUGGUUCACGAUUUCCCGAUUCACUACCUUUAGAUCGUUAUUUUAUUGCUCCUUUA
Messenger RNA from Entrophospora candida, 1512 nucleotides. Lineage: Eukaryota; Fungi; Glomeromycota; Glomeromycetes; Entrophosporales; Entrophosporaceae. The record is from the annotation of a GenBank genome assembly.